Lineus longissimus is the source of this 882-nucleotide messenger RNA. RefSeq lists its product as uncharacterized. The record is from RefSeq and is a predicted model, not a curated record. The transcript has a single exon. NCBI's taxonomy places the organism in Eukaryota, Metazoa, Nemertea, Pilidiophora, Heteronemertea, Lineidae. The coding region runs from base 1 to 882 and encodes 293 amino acids.
AUGACGGCACACCAAGAGUUGCCCGCACCUCCAGUUAUGAUAUUCGAUGGGACUUCGGCUGAGUACCCUAAGUUCAUUAGGAAUUUCAGUGACCGGGUUGGAACGAAAUCAUUCACUGACAGUUUCAAGUUGUCACAGCUAAUCAUGUGCUCGCGUGGUGAGGCCAAGAAGGCCACUGAUCGCUACGAAGGAACUAGUAAGGGUUAUGAGAUGGCCUGGAAGGUGCUUCAUGAAAGAUUCGGUCAACCGUUCCAGAUCGUCAAGUCAUCUGUUGACAGACUAACAGCAGGACCCAGAAUUCAGGCUCAGGACAGAAAAAGCCUGCUUGAGUUUGCUGAUCAGUUGGAAGCUACACUGCAGACCCUGGACGAUCAGCACCUCCUUGCCGAAGCCAACACCCAAACGUCGCUUCAGGCAAUCUUUAGCAGACUGCCAGCCCAUGUGCAAGGAAAAUGGGUUAAAAAGGUUGUGGACCUUGAAGCUGCAAAUAUCCAACCGACGUUAAAGCAUCUUGUACGUCUGGUGUCGUCCCUGGCGAAUACCGCCAAUCAUGCUGUGUAUGCUGUGGCCGCCAGUGGCAGAAACAAUCAGAAUGCUGUCACUGGGGGGAGCAAAGGUCAUGGAAAAGGGUUUGAGAUUACCAAGACCAGUCACACUCGGGCUCCUGAGAAGAAAUCCACAUGCACAACAAUGUCAACGCAACCUAUGUCUGAUCAGGGAGUUGCUAAAAGUGGACAGCAGGAGUCGAGCACAGGACACAGUGUGCAAAGAAAUGGUGCCAAGUUUACCAGGGUGUCAAGGCCCAGAAAUAAUGCUGCUAAAGUGAGGCCAGGAGCAGUUGUGGUAAUAGCGAGGCUAAAGCCAAAAGCACGAGAGACAUGA